AUGCCUGACUUUCAGCCGUUUCUGCAGCGUUUCCUCAAGCACUCCGUUCAGGAGACCAGUCGACCUCCAAUAACAAACAAUCUGAUAAAUGGUGAUGAAUCCAACCUCCCCAGAAAUGGCUAUGGGUCGAGCAUCGACCCCGGCCGCAAGUUCUCAACAGGAAGCCUCAAUCUCACCAUGAAAGACAUCGCCCAUCAUCCCACUCACCAACACUUCCCGCAGUCCAGACGCGGAAGUUGGGCGUGGGAAAGCUUGAGCGAGUACGUCGGAGGAGGGAAAAGCAGUCGUUCAAGCUCAGCCGCCUCCAUCCCUCCGCGCGAAGACUGGGAACACUGGGCGGAUAAGAACCUGACGAAGCAAGAUCAACCGCUCGACAAAGACAAGAUGACGGCCAUCACCAGGAAGUACGGAGAGAUCCAUCAAAUCACCGGACUGAGCGAUCAUGCCGUGAUUCUGCAGUCACAUAAAGUCCAGUACUGCCCGCCGCUUGAUCGCUACUACGCCCUCAAGGUCUUCCGCUGCAGUCCCGGGCAAAGCAGGGACGACUAUCAAGCCCGAGUGACCGCGGAGUUUGCCAUCGUCUCCGAACUCUCCCACCAAAACAUCGUCACGACUUUCGAACUCCUCCCCAUCGGCGGCGGGAACCUAGCCGCUUGCAUGGAGUACUGCGCCGGCGGCGACCUCCAUUCCCUAAUCACCGCAUCGCAAAGACUACCCAUGGAAGAAGCAGAUUGCCUCUUCAAGCAGCUGAUCCGCGGCGUCACAUAUCUCCACGAAAGCGGCGUUGCCCACCAGGCCCUGAAGCCCGAGAACCUCCUCCUGACACACAGGGGCUGUCUCAAGAUCUCGGACUUCGGCAAUGCGCAACGCUUCCGGCUGGAUGGGGAGGGUGUUCACCACGUUCAGGCCUCGACUGGAACUGGACGACGCGACUCAGAGUCGGCGCCGUAUCUCGCGCCGGAACGGUACCUCGACGGGACAUCUGACUUUGUCCCUGGAGCCCUGGACAUCUGGGCCGCGGCGAUCGUCUACAUCGCAAUGAGGACAGGACGGAAUCCAUGGAGAGAAGCGACGGAGAUGGACAAGACCUAUAGGACUUACGCUGAAGAGCGCGACCUUGGGAAGAAGAGUGUCUUUAUUCAGGAUUUAUCUCACGAACGGAGGCGCGAAGUCAUAUACGCCAUGUUAAGCAUAGACCCCGUGAAGCGUCCUAGCGCGGCUAAGAUCCUUUCCUCCGAGUGGCUCCAUGACGUUCACUGCUGUAUUCCCGACCAUUCCCAGAACGGGUCCAAUGGCUCUACAGCGUAG
Messenger RNA from Aspergillus mulundensis, 1308 nucleotides. RefSeq lists its product as uncharacterized. Gene Ontology annotation, biological process: intracellular monoatomic cation homeostasis; protein phosphorylation; intracellular signal transduction. Lineage: Eukaryota; Fungi; Ascomycota; Eurotiomycetes; Eurotiales; Aspergillaceae. Gene Ontology annotation, molecular function: ATP binding; protein serine/threonine kinase activity. Bases 1 to 1308 code for a protein of 435 amino acids. The record is from RefSeq and is a predicted model, not a curated record. The transcript has 2 exons.